Messenger RNA from Petromyzon marinus (sea lamprey), 2501 nucleotides. It is a transcript of the gene NSUN3, whose product is annotated as NOP2/Sun RNA methyltransferase 3. NCBI's taxonomy places the organism in Eukaryota, Metazoa, Chordata, Hyperoartia, Petromyzontiformes, Petromyzontidae. Gene Ontology annotation, cellular component: mitochondrial large ribosomal subunit. The record is from RefSeq and is a predicted model, not a curated record. Gene Ontology annotation, molecular function: RNA methyltransferase activity. Gene Ontology annotation, biological process: rRNA methylation.
ACCCCUCCCCCGUGACGUCACGAGGGGUCAGGGUUCACCAGCUGACAGCUGAAGUUCACACGUGGUUUGCCAUGUGCUCACCUCUGGGCCGGACCACGCGGCCACUACCGACUCGGAUUUUGCGGGGAUGCCUCCGGGCCAGACUUCGUUCGUGCCGGCCAGGGGAGGCAGGGGACCGGCCCCUCGAGGCAGAGGUCGCCGGUGGCGGGCGGAGAGUCCCGAUCGGCCGCACGGUGUGCCGGGCAGUGCUGGAGCACUUUGACGUGGAGUACGGACAGCGGUUUGGGCAGCGUUGGUUGAAGUUCAGGGCAGUGAUGCUUGCACCCAACAAGUGGCAGUAUGCCGCUUUGCCCAACCUGUUUGCGAUGCAGCAAAGGAGAGAGCAAUCCUGCCCUCAGCAUCACUCACAGCAGCUGGCCGAGGAGGAGGCACGUCACACACGGCACAGCGCAUUUCCAUCCCACGAUUGUGACAAUGCACCCUCCUGCAAACUCGCUGACGGCAGUUGGUCAGACUGCAAUGGGAACGUUAUUACCAAUGACAUCACGGUCGGUGAUUCUCCACAACUGCACGUGAACGGUAAUGGUGACACCUGGGCAUCUGGCUCCUGCGACGGACUAGCGCAAAUGCCAGAUGGUCCGAGAGAUUGCGACGACAUCCACACAACCAGCAGGACUUGUGCCCCGCAGUCCGAGUCACGUCCCUCCAGUGAUCGGAGCGAGACGAAUGAAAACGAACGGCGUGCAGACAGGAUCACGAUGCGGUGCCCGCCGCGCGACCACGCUUUCAAAGAGGCGGUGUAUCUGUCAGCCACCGGCGUCCUGCGGAGGGAGACUCGAGAAGGCUUAGCGGAGCACUUCCGCUACACCUUCCCCGCCGGCUCGCACGGACCCGAGUGGCCGCUCAGAUCUCUCGACGAUGGGCGGUCCGCUGGCGUCGCCGGAUUGUGGUGCUUCUUGGCGCAGGCCGGCAGGCCCUUCCCGAAGCUCCGGCACGAGCCGGGCCGCCUCAAGGCGUUCUACGUCCUCAACGCCGCCUCGCUGUUACCCGUGCUGGCGCUGGGUGUGCGGAGCGGGGAGCGGGUGCUCGACAUGUGCGCUGCUCCCGGGGGCAAAACCCUCGGCAUCCUGCAGUGCGCGCAGCCAAGCUUGCUGUGCGCCAACGAGCCGGACGAGGUACGGCGGCGGCGUCUGCUGCUGGCGCUGGAGUCGUUCGUGCCGCGCUCAGCGCUGCGCUCGCUCGUCGCCGUGUCGGCGCGGGACGGCUGCGAGCUGGGCGCCCUGCAGCCCGCGUCCUACGACAAGGUCCUUGUGGACGCCCCCUGCUCGAACGACCGUAGCUGGCUCUACGGCGGCUGCGAGGCGCUCGCCGAGCUGCGUGUCCGCGAGCGCGCGCACCUGCCGGGCCUCCAGACGCAGCUGCUGCGGUCGGCGCUGAGGGCCGUUAAGCCAGGUGGGAUCGUCGUGUACGCCACCUGCACACUGAACGCACGCGAGAACGCCGAGGUGGUGCACGCCGUGCUCGAGGGCAACGCCGGCGUCGAGGUCGUCGACUUGGCAGACAUGGCACGGGGUCUGCAGGGUGUAUUUUCAUUGCACGGUGGUGGAGCAGCAGGAGAGCAGCCAGGCCUGCUUGUGGUGCCGGAGGAAGGCCGCGCGUGGGGACCCCUGUACCUGUGCAAGCUGCGGCGGCGAAGCUGAUGCCGUCGCCUUCGCGUUCUCAGCAUACGACGCGGCAGACUCAACGAGCACCCCUCGCCAUGAACGCACGGUGCCGCACCACCCAACCAACAGCAGUUCACAUUUGCUCAAGUCAAUCAUUCGCUUCACCCAGACGUUAGAUUUCCUUUAGGCAAUGUGGAACUUACUCGUUGGGUGUUUCCGUGGUGAGAGCGCUCGGGCAAGGUUGCGAGUUAAAAUCUUAGUGGGUUGUGGGAAUGGUCAUCCUAUCAGCCUAUCGUCAUUGUAGAUAAAAUUAUUACCACUUUGAAGAAAGUUAACAGCAGUCAUCUUACGGAGAUACUGGCCCCCUCCCAUCUAUGUAAAUCUGGAAUUUUCAAUACCGGUUCAGAGCCACCAACAGAAAUGGGCACAACUACCAUACCUGUUGACCCCUUAUCAGUGCCUCCUACCUCAUUACAGACCAAUUUAUGCCCUCAUAAAUCUCAAUGAUCAUCCUACAAAGUCCCAUCACAAGGGAGAAACGCACACAUUUUUUUGCCCGUAUUGAAACGGCUGUAUGCCGUAUGGACCUGAAAACGCAAUUUCCCUGUACAAGAAUACGUGUAAACCGUAUGGGUUGAUGGGUAUGCACCACCAUCUGAAAACUGACAUUCUUCCGGGUGCAGCGACAAUUGCGUACCAGCCUACACAUCGACACUGCCUACACACGAAACAGCCCUUGUGCAAGUUUUACAAAGCUGCAGUUUCUCCUAUUUGUUUUGUUUCACGGUACCUAGGGGAAACGACCCGUGGCCAAGUGAUAUCAACCGACACUGAAUA